Molecule: messenger RNA, 298 nt
Organism: Staurois parvus
Lineage: Eukaryota; Metazoa; Chordata; Amphibia; Anura; Ranidae
Source: the annotation of a GenBank genome assembly
UGGAUAACUUGCUGCUGUUCCCAGUUCCUUCCACUUUGUUAUAAUACUACUAACAGCUGACCGUGGAAUAUUUAGUAGCAAGGAAAUUUCACGGAUGGACUUAUUACAAAGGAAGCAACCUACCACGCUUCAAUUCGCUGAGCUCCUGAGAGCAACCCAUUCUUUCACAAAUGUUUGUAUAUGCAGUCUGUAUGCCUUUGUGCUUGAUUUUAUACAUGUGUGGCCAUGGGGUGAUUGGAACACCUGAAUCCAAUGAUUUGGAGGGGUCAUUGGAACACCUGAAUCCAAUUUCGAGGGG